UGAGCGGCGUGGAGACGAAGAUGCCCGGCUACUACACGCGAGACCUGACCACCAAGAAGUCCUACCGACCGGGCUUCGACACCGACCGAAUACUCUUCAAGGACGACGAGCUGAGCUACGCCCUGGGCAAGGAGGGGGCCACCAGGAAGAAGUUGGAGACGGCGGCUGGCGCCGUCCUGCAGUACGUCGGGCACGCGGCGUACAUCGCGGGGACCCGCGCGGAGCGGCAGCGCUGCAGGGACUACAUCGACUGGCUGCUCCUGCAGCGCAAGGGUGCCAUCACGGUCCGGGACGUGAAGGGCCGCGCGGACGUCACGGAGCUGAAGAUCCCCGACAACUGCAAGGGCUGGGUCGCCGGGGACCGCGGGCACGAGCUCCGGCGGAUGGAGAAGGAGAUCUUCACCGGCACGUUCAUGUUCAUGGCGACAGACGGCGUGGCGAGGAGCGCCUCCUCAUCAGGCGGCUCUGCUGCGCGGAGGCGGGCACGUGCACGAGCUCCAAGGGCCGCAAGGCGGCUGAGCGCAUGGUGCUGGCGAUGAUACGGGAGCGGACGAAGCUCAACGCCACCGACCGGCGCGACAGGCGCCGGAGGAGCAGCAGCUGCUCCGCGAGCGCGGGGCGGCGCAGGGACCGGGACCGGAGCCGGGCGCGGAGGCGCCGCAGGCGCGCCAGCAGGAGAGCCGCAGUGCUGCGAAGCGGGGCGCCGAGGCCGCCGCCGCCGCCGCAGGCGCGGGCGCCGCCGCAGCGGGUGCGCCGCCGGAGGCCGCCGCGGCGGACGGCGGGGUGCAGCCCAAGGGCUUCGCAGCCAAGAGCAGGCCGGCGGAGCCGCCCCUCGCGAAGGACUGAGCCGAGCUUUGCCGAGGGCGCCCCUCUGGAGGCGGACGCCGCCACGCCCGCCACGACGCCGAAGGCCCCGCCUCCGGAGCCGUGGGUGCUGCAGGCCAAGGUUCGCAACUCGGCGGACUGCGACGGACUCGACGGCCUGGGGCCCCCCCCCCCAGCCUCGACCAGGCGCGCCUCGCCCGAGCCGCGCCGGGACCUUGACCAGGUGGGCGCCGCGCCGAUCUCCAAGUCCGGCACCCCCGCGCCGGCGCCGAAACCCAGCCGGGCCCCGCCGCCGAAGUCGAGGUCCUCGGCCGCCCCCGCCGUGGACAGCCUGCUGGACCGCUUCGCCGAGCUGUCCAAGCCCCGCAGGGACCGCUCGCCCUCGCGGGAGUGGGAGCCCCCUUGGCGCGUCGGCGCCUCUGCCGCCAGCGGCC
This is a messenger RNA of Prorocentrum cordatum, 1259 nucleotides long. Lineage: Eukaryota; Dinophyceae; Prorocentrales; Prorocentraceae. The record is from the annotation of a GenBank genome assembly.